Molecule: messenger RNA, 2139 nt
Organism: Anopheles cruzii
Lineage: Eukaryota; Metazoa; Arthropoda; Insecta; Diptera; Culicidae
Product: fez family zinc finger protein erm
Exons: 2
Coding region: 1-2139 (712 amino acids)
Biological process (GO): regulation of transcription by RNA polymerase II
Molecular function (GO): DNA-binding transcription factor activity; RNA polymerase II cis-regulatory region sequence-specific DNA binding
Source: RefSeq, a predicted model, not a curated record
AUGGUUUAUUUCAGUCCGCGUGGCAUGCAGGAACCGUGUAGCCCACCAGGAAUGCCGAUCACAGCGAAGAGUCCGACGAUGGAGGGGUCCGUCAGCGCCGAGAUGGUUGUGGCGGCGGCCUCAGAGGAGCCGGCCUCCGACACGGGACGCCCGACGACACUCGGCAACGGUAAGGCGGAACGUCCCCCGGGUGGCGUCGGCGUCACACUCAAGUUCUCGAUCGCCAACAUUAUGGGACGGGACGAGGAUCGGGAGGAGCGACGGCGUGCCGAGGACCGCACGCGGCGACACGAGGAAGCCGAUGACGAGGAGGACGACGAGGACGAGGUGCUGGAUGUGGCCAGCCCGGACGAAUCGUUCGAUGCGUCGUUUGGGGCGGCGUUCGGCCGGAAGCGUCACAGUCCGGACAAAUCGAUGAGUCCGCUGUCGGCGGCCGGAUCUAGCCCGUGCUACGAGCUGCCGGCCGCGGUGUCCGUGGCCGAAGCGUACGACUCGGCGUUCAAGAAGUACGUGCCCAACUCGAUGCACCCGUUCGUGGCCAACACCCGGCACCACCAGGAGCUACUCAGCCAGUACCCGUUGCUGUACUAUCCGGGCCAGCUAAUGUGCGCGGCCGCUCAGUACGCAGCCCUCACUCAGCAGCACCACCAGCAACAGCAUCAUCACGCGGCGGCUGUUGCAGCCCUACACCCUUACCCGGCGGGGCCCGAUUCCGCAGUCAUCCGGCGGCUCGACAGUCCACCCAGGUCUUCACCGCCUCCGACGGUGGCUCAGGGUGGCCCAGCUCCAUUACCACCCCACGGUCAUCCCCUGAACGGACAUCACCUGCACGGACAUCCGCAUCAGCACGGGGGACAUCAUCACCAUCACCAUCACCACCACCAUCAUCAUCAACUGCUGUCGGCGGCUGCUGCCGCUGCAGCCGCCGCAGCAGCCGCCGCGGCUGAUCGAAGCAAACCGUCGCCACCGGGCGGCAAACGCGCCGCCGCGGUCGCUUCCACCGUUAGCCUGAACCUCUCGACCAGCAGCACCUGUUCGUCGAUCAGCUCGAGCUCGCGGACGACGGGUUCGCCCGGCGUCUGCGAGGUACAGUCCCCACUGGGAAGCGGCGGUGGUGGCGGCUCCUCGGCGGCGGCGGCUGCGGCGGCCGUCCUUGCCGCGAAGCAGAAAACGUUCGCCUGCCCCGAGUGUGGCAAGGUGUUCAACGCCCACUACAACCUCACCCGCCACAUGCCGGUCCACACGGGCGCCCGGCCGUUCAUCUGCAAGAUCUGUGGCAAGGGCUUCCGGCAGGCGUCGACCCUGUGCCGGCACAAGAUCAUCCACACGUCCGAGAAGCCGCACAAGUGCCAGACGUGCGGCAAGGCGUUCAACCGCUCGUCGACGCUGAACACGCACACGCGCAUCCACGCCGGCUACAAGCCGUACAUCUGCGAGUACUGCGGCAAGGGCUUCCACCAGAAGGGCAACUACAAGAACCAUAAGCUGACGCACAGCGGCGACAAGGCGUACAAGUGCAGCAUCUGCAACAAGGCGUUCCACCAGAUCUACAACCUCACCUUCCACAUGCACACGCACAACGACAAGAAGCCGUUCACGUGCAAGAUCUGCGCCAAGGGCUUCUGCCGGAACUUCGACCUGAAGAAGCACAUGCGCAAACUGCACGACGUCAGCCUUGGAGGCCUUGGCCACAAGCGGUCACGAUCCGGCGCGGCAUCGCGGGCCGCCCUCGAAGCACGCCUCGCAUCGCCCGACACCUCCCCGAGACCUCCGUCUAGACCAGCCGCCUCUCAGCAUCACCACCACCACCAGCACCAAGCACCACACCUGCACCAUCCAGGUCUGCAUGGGCCACAUCUUCACGGUGCGGGUUCCCAUCCACCCAUCCAGCAGCUACCACCGCCACCAGCUUCGGCACCGCACCACCCAGUUCCGGCGGACCUACAGACCAACUCGUCGCCCUGGGCAAGCGCUUCGUCACUAGCCGCCCUCCAUCACACGGCCGUCGCAGCGAUGCGGAACGGAGCCGCCGACUACGCCAGCCCCUUCCUGAUGCCCAGCUCCGGGCGGCACCAGCGAUUGGUGGCCGUGGCCGCCGCUGCCGCCACCGACGGUCCGUUCAUCGGGAAGGUGUUUUGA